ACUUUUGUGACAUGCAGGAGACAUGAGUGCGAGCGUGCAGCUUUUGAAAUACGCUUGCGAUGGACUUUAUGUUGUGUAUUCAUCCAGCAGCGCUGUUAGCUGGGGCUAGAGUUGAGGUUGAAGUAAUGCCUAAUGGAGCUUCAUUUUGUAAGACCGCAAACCAGUCUACAAGAGCUGAAAGUGAAACGUUUUUUCGUGCUGAUCCUAUUUUUCUUUUUAAAAAUGAUAUUGAUCUCUUUAGAAAUAGUGUAUUGUAUGCAUGGUUGUGGCCUGAGAAAAAAAAACGGCUGGAAAUGCGUCUUUGAAGUCAGCCAAUAAUGAGGAGUUUCAUACAAUCUUAACCAAUGGAAGAUGCCGUUUCAUUGACAACCGAAUCACCGGGGACUUUGGUUGCAAAUCAUGCAAAUAAACCUGCCUAGCCGGCGCAGCCUACAAGGCCAAGGGCCGGCCAAGGGACGAUCGACCACAGACAUGAUACUUUGAUAGACCAGGAGGAGAAAAAGUUUUGACUAAGUGGCUGGAGCAAGAUUAGUCUCGUCCUAAAUCAGCCAAAAUCGCGUGUAUUCCGCUGUCCAGUUUGUGCUGGGCUGGUAGUGUCUCUAGAUGCACAAUGUCUUCAACUGAAGAUGACACUAGUGUGCCCAUCCUACCAUCAGAUUCACCAGGGAGCUCUGUCUCGACAACAUUGCAGGAUGAAUAUCAAGAGUUGCUGAAAUAUGCAGUAGUUGCUCCAAACUAUGACCCUACUAACUUGCCACAGUCUCUGGCUCAAGCCGUCCAUGCCUUCUCUAACAGACCUCCAAGAGACGAACUCAUCUUUGAAGAGUCUUCUGUUACCUCAACAACAGACAAGAGCUCCGUAGAUGAGGAUACAUUAAGAGGCAAGGAUAGCGUGCAGGCUGUUCUAGGGUCAAGCUCAGAGAUUGAAUCAGAUGACAGAUUGGAGCAAGCAGAAAGGGAGAACGAUUUCAAAACAGUCCUGCCAGAUCAGAUGACUCCAGUUCGACCCAGUUUGAGUGGUUUGGUUGCCACAGCAACCCCUGAAACGCCAGACACGGAUGAAUCAAGAGUGACAGAUUCAGAUCUGUCGACAAGCAGUGUCAUGUCUCCAUCCAUUGACCAGGACUUGGCAAGGAUGGGAGCAAACAUAGACAACUGGUGUUUGGAUCUUAAACGCCAUAUCCUGGCUGAAAUGAGUCAGUCCAAGAUCUGUCUAAUUGAGCGACAUCGUCAGGAAAUCAAGUCACUUAAAGACAGGCACUGCAGAGAAGUCAACCAACUCCAGAAUGACAUUGAGAACCUGAAAGAGCUUUUGCACACGUACGAAGUUUCCAUCGAGCGUAAGGACGGGGUCCUGUCCAAUCUCACGAGGGCGCUUCAGAGGCAGAAGGAAAGGUUUGAAAUGUUGAGGAGAUUUGAGGCCUGGAAGCUUCGUCAUGCUGAAGAUCGCAGAGAGGUCUUCACCAGCAAGUUAGCCGUGAGACAGCGGGAGCGGCGUUUAAUGACCAAAGUCUGGGAUGCGUGGCACAGUCUGAUUGAGGCCAAAUGGAAACAGCGCGUGGAGAAAGCCUGCCAGUCCAAAGCACAAGAAGUGUGUAUGUCACUCACCAACGACUAUGAGACAAGACUGGCUUCUGUGAACGAAGCCCUUGAGUCCUCGCGGGCUGAGGUAACACGUUUGCACGCUGAACGGGAAAUGUAUGAAGAGACCAUGAAAAAGGCAUUCAUGCGAGGUGUCUGCGCUCUUAAUCUUGAGGCUAUGACCAUGUUCCAGGAAAACGAAGGAAAUGGCAGCGGCACGGGGGCUCCUGAUGAGGAUCACACCCAUCAGCCUACAGCAACCACCAUGAGUAUACCCACAACCUCCAAGCCAGUGACACAUACCAAGGCGAUACCCCAGCCACGGACAGUGACAAGCCAAAGUGCGACAACCCCGGGCACAUUGACUCAAAGUGCAGUGGGAGCGUCGUCAAGCAAGGUUACCAGUUCCCGGACGAGUCAAAGCUACAAAGCUUCCAAGACCAUCACAGCUAGGAUCUCAACACGCCCAGACAGUGGCAAGGCAGGGCAGGUGGGUGACACCACCUUAGCCCCGCCUAUGAGUUCUGUCAUGGUAGAAAGACAUCGCCCAGUCACACAGCAAACCAUUGGUCAUGCCAUGGCUUCCAAGUAUCCUCAGACAGCAGGAGACUCGUCGCAACGAAGCAGCAAGCAACCCAUGCCAGGAAAUGUCCAGACCCAUCCGCAUCACCAGGCUGGCCAGUCAAGCCAGCAGCCAGUGGGCGUAGCCCAGAGAAAGGUUCCAGGGCAGAGUGGGCGUGUGACCCUGGCGGCAUCACCCAACAUCCACACCGUCAAAGUGGUCCACUAGAGCUUGGUGGAAAAGGUUCACCUUGCAUUAUUGAUAAUUUAGAGGAUGUCACGAAUCAGUGAAGUAUGAUUUCAGAUUUUGGUAUUGAAUGCACAGAGAAGUUUGUAACUUCUCUCACUGCUCCAUAAAAUCUUUGGGUGUCUGUGGAUGUCAACAUUACUUUGUAUGCCGAGGGUUGUUUAAGGUCUGUGCAUUUUCUGUUUAAAUUUUCAUGAGCAGUUACUUGACAGUGCUGCCUGGACAAAAGGUCAGUAUAAUUUGUAAAUAAGGACAGAACUUCUAUAGUUAAUGCACGACGAUGUUCAUUACCAUAUAAGGGAGAGGGAUUAUGAAUCAGUAGGACAACACCUUACAUCAAACAGUUUAUCACGCUGGGUAUGGGUGACUGUAGAUGGAUCUUGAAAUGAAAGUAUGAGAGAAAAAAACUCCCAGAUGUUUUAACCUGUGUCUAAUCCCUGGAUGGUUAUGUUGCCGCGGAAGAUUUUUCACAAAUUGGGCCCUCAUCGUAGAGAGGACGAUCUGUAGUUUGGCAAUGUUUAGCAAAUCUCUUUGACCAGCUGCUCAGUUCAGGUCUCUUGUAUUUACAUCAGUGCAGAACCUUUGAAGCCGCAGAGGGAACCACAUCUUAGGGAUUCUUGUACUAUCAGGAUAAUCCCCUUUGACUGAGCUACAUUCAGUCAGUUUCAACUUUAUAGCAACAAGCUGUUCACCUCCGGCUUGUAGACCAAUCUCCCAUUAAGUUCUUUCCCAAAUAUGUCACAGCUUUGCUCUUGCUAUAGAAAUACAGUCAGUGAAAGAUAAGGCAUGAUAAAGGAAGUGUGUAUUUUAUCAAAUAUGGAGAAGCCAAGACUGAGAUGGCAUCAUGCUAACAAACCGUCCUGCACGUAUUCAAGGGUAGACCCAGGUUCAUAAAAAGACAUACAACCAUGACCCCCCCUUCACAUUUUGUAUUUUAAAUAUAUCUGGAUCUCUCACUGGUAUUCCGACAUUUGAAAUAUAUUUGACUCGGUGGUACACCCAGGAUUUGUCAAGGGGGAAGGGAAGGCUUGGACCAGAAUUGACCGAUGAUACUCGAGCCCCCUCCCCCAGUUUCACAACAGGAGACUGGGAUGUGCGGCUUAACCUAUACAUUUCUGAACCUGGGUUUAUACAUCCCUCUGUGACACUUGUACAAAUUAGCUAUAGUAUAGAAGUAACUUGCAAAACACCGACUGCUUGAACUUAUAGUAGAACCAGGCUGAUGCUAGCUUGAAGUGAUUCUUUUUUGAAAUGCAUUCUUUGACAUGAAAAAAUUGUGUUAAUGUUGCAUUAGUGUUUCUGUAAAAACUGAUAUUCCUGUUAUAUGUGUGUAUAUUUUAUUCAGAUAACUUUUAUCACGCUUUCCAUUUAUUCAGCUUUUUAUUAAACCAGUUCAAACUUUAUGCCGUGAUUCAGUUGUUUGUUUGAAGAGAUACAAAGGUCAUUCUGUACCCAAUCAUAAGAUAUUAGGUCAGGGUACAUGUAAAUCCCAUGUGAUCUGAAGCUUGCAAAAAUGUUUAGAAAUACUUUUGACAUUCCAAACGAAGGAAAGUGAAAUUUUACCUUGAUAUUUUUAAAUAAGGGAAUAAUGUGCUUGGCCGGUCUUAAACAUGCAUUUAAGACCGACUCAGGAGAAAGGACGUGACUAAUGCCCGUAGGCACAGGCAUUAUCAGCUUUCAGUCUCCUGAGCCGAUCUUCAACAUUAGUUUAAGACCGGCCAGCACAUAUUUAUUCCCAUUCAUAAAUACCUUUUUCAAUCAUACUCAAAAGAAGUCAAUAUAUGACGGAUUUCCAUUGAUUUAGUUCUGGAAUUUUACUUUUAUUUUUCCAAACACCUCCAUCAAUUUUAUUUUAUAGUAGUCCAAGUGAAUCUCCUUAUAUGGACGUGUGCACACACUCGACCAAUCAGAAUCUAUCAAACCAUCUCCUAUCCAGGUAUCGGUGCAUGAUUUACGCAGCAGGAAUUAUCAAAUGUUAAUACAUGGUCAAGUUACACCUUGAAUAGGCAGACUGUCUGAGGUAUUUGUUUUUUUUUAAUAGCCUCUGAGAGUUCAAGUGCUGCGCUGCUUUUUUCAUCCUUGUAACUGUUUUCCUUUUUUUCGCUGGCGGGGUGGGGGCGGGUAGUCUUUCACAUGCGUGCAGUAAUUAAUUAUGCAGGGUAACCGCAUAGAAACCCCCAUUUCGACCAGUCAACGGGUGUCUAUUGAACUUUUUUCAUAAGUUAGGUUUGCCUUUUAUGGUGCUCCCCAUUUCACAUAAUGCAUGUAAACGUGAUAUUUUGGUUGGAUUUUCGUAAGUUGUAUUUGCAUUUUACAUACAUUGUAUCAUAACUUUUGACCACCUGUUAUUUUUUGAGAAACAGCUGUAAAUUGUUUUAUUCAUGUUAUUCUAUGAAAACUUGUCAAAUCAAAAAUAUUGCACUUAAAUGAAAUAACAGAACCUGGUACGCCAAGGUGUGCUCCAAAACAAUGCUGAUUUUUCAAUAUUUAUUAAAACUGAAAAAGGGAGUUUUCUUUUCUCUCUGAAUAAUCCAGCAAAAACCAGCACAAAUGAGUGCCUUACAACAAGAGCCUCUUUACAAUGAGAAGCAAGUGCUCAGUCCCUUUAUUACCCUGUGUUUGCCUCAGUGGCUACCAUGCAGUUUGGAUUGUUUGCAUCUAACAAAACAGCAGAAACAAUCACAACUAAACUCCAAAAUAAAAAAACGACACCAAUCCAAUCCAAUCAAAUCACAUAGAAAAAUAAGCGUGAGAAUGCUGAAAGAGCUUCCCCUACAAAGUUCUUUGAAAAAAGAAAAAUUAUUUCAGAAUGUUGUCCACACCAAAAUUAAGUCUGGCACAUUUUGGGCCAAAAAAAAACCCCAAAACAAUGUUUCUGAUGCAAAACAAGGGUUGUCUAAUUCAUGAAGUAUCUAUUUUGCAGUAAACGCUGUUUAUAUAAAAACCUGCGACAAACUGCCAGUUAGAAAAGAACUUAUUUUGGAGAGUGUCUGUCCAAAAUGUUUCUCAGGAAUUGUUUCAAACUCAUUCUUACAACCAUCAUUUACAGUAUUGCAUAGCACUACAAAGAAACAGCAAGUUGAAAAAAAAAAUCCAAACAAAACUGCCAGUACAUAUGCGAUACAAUGCAGCCCAUGGCAUUUUCUUGGUCUAAAAGUGCUCUUUACAGCUCAUUUAACUUUGACAUUAAUAUCUUUAUAAUUAGUAUCUUUUUCUAAAGAUAAUUUAUGGGAGAAAUACUUAACUGAUCCCUGUGAGUACCAUAUUACGGGUCUUUUAUUAACUUCAACUUUGUUGCCCAAUAGUUGUUUUUCUUUAUUAGUGGAUGUUAUUUUACUCAUGGACUAUGGUCAUUGAUACAAGUUUCCCAGUUAAUUCAUCAAACAAGAUGUAUUUCACACAAAAGUACAUGUUUUUUUUAAUUUCAUGGGCUUAAAAAUAAGAAAUUUGGUACCGAAUUGGCAACAUUAAGUUUCAUUUCGUUUGCAGUGUACAAUGCGCAUGUAGUUCAUGAUUACAACAUUCCUGCACUUUUGUCUCAUGCAAGUAGCAAGCUGCUGUCAACAGUUCAACAAAUGCGGAUGUCAUCACUGACUUCUCAUUGAAUUCAGUUACAUGUAAAUGUAGGGAUACCCAAAUGUACAUUUGUACCAAGGAGCUGGAUAAAUAAUAACACUGUUUCUUUGAAGCCCUCAAAGAUAGAACAAGGAAUUACUCUCAAGAGAAGCACUGCUAAUAUAUAUUGAUCUUCCUCCAUGAUUUGCACUUACAUGUAUCGUUCUUGAAAUUCAGAACUCAACAAAAAGGACACCAACAAUUUUACAAUUUUCUUCCAUCCAUAGAAUAAAAGAGAUGACAGAAUUUUGGAAAGUGAAACACUCCGCUCCAACAGACUUCACUAACAAAUCGCCAACAUUAGCAUUUCAACCUUACACUGACAGAAUUGAAUGGCCCUAGGCCUGCGCCAGGUACCCGGGUACCCGUCUGUCGAUAUAAAAUCCUGGUUCCAUUUUCUCAGGCCAGGUACCUGGACAAAAUUCCAAAUAUCAAAUGUAUGUGAACUAUAAUAGUGAAGGGCAGAAUUGCUGGCAAACCAAAAUUCCAUUUCAGAGAUCAAGGGAGCUACGUUUGUUACAAAUUGAAGGCAACACUUCGUUUAAGAAAAAGGUGGCUUCAAUGUUCAGAAAAAUGUGCUGCUUCCCAUGUAUGGAAAAAAGAGUGCUGUUUCCGGCACAUGGUCCAAUGCCAUUUGUUAAGUGUUCGUUCUAUUUUAAGGGUACUUCGUUCCAAAAAUACCUAUAAAUGCACAGCCCUAAAUGGCCCAAUCACUAUAUAAAUGGCAAAAGAUGACUUUGCUUUGACAGGACUGCUCUCUAACUGCAGAAGACAAAGUUGCUGUCAAGUAGAACCAAAUUGGCAGGUUUCUAUCAUGAAUUACAUCGCAAAUGAAAUGAAAUCUCCUAGCACAAAUUUAAAAUCGAGUUUCAGCUUAACCAAAUACCUCAAUGGAAAUGCAUCUUACCAUCUAAUAAGUAUAGGCCCCUCAAAAGUGAUCAGAAAAAUCACUUUGAAGUGAAUGGCAAAUUGAGAAGAAACCAAACUGGUCUUUUUCCAACAAAACAAUUACUUCACAAAGGGGAAAGCUUGGUGCAAGAGAACAUGACGUCCGUACGUUUGCUAAAUUAUUUUUACAAUCUAUUGUCAUGGGUUUAACCAUUUGACAACGCAACACUUUCAACUCCCAUUCCAUCUUUUUCUUAUUUUAAUGAUUAGUUAAUGCAUCUGCAAUAUGACGCAUACCAACUUGCAGCAAACAGACCAAUGGAAACAAAAUAAACAUUAUCAACAUGAAUUUUUAGGUACUAUUAAAAUGCCUGCGACCAAAAUGAAGCAUAACAGAACCAAAUAAACACCAAACAAUUAUUGUCCAGGCCAUUCUGAGGCACACCAUAAUAAAACAUAUAAAUACAUACAAAUAUUUCUAGGACAGGUUACAGAGCUGAAAGUUGUCCAAGUUCUUAGGUGAGUAUCAUUUCUACUUCGUUUUUUUUUUCAAAACUGAAUUAAAAAGUAGUUUCUUUUCUGGCCAUUAAUUUCGCUUUUUAAACUGCAAGUUCUUCAUUGGCAUUUACACUGUAUGUUAUCAAAUAUUCUGUUAAACUCCCUAACAAAACACUGAAUUUCUUAAGCUAUUCAUUUUGAAGGCUGAAUUUCAUUAAGAAAUUUAAAAGCUUCAAACGAGAAUCCGCUCCGUGAGACAGCUUGAAAAAAAAAAGAGAGAGACAAACUUCUGUCUUUUAAUCUUAUGGAGGCUGCUGAAGGGAUAAUAUUCUCUGUGUACAUUUGGAAGCAUUGGUAUUAAGGUUUAUAACGCCAGCGUAUUCAACUGUCUACCAUUUUUGGAACCUGGGGGGGGGGUAUGUUCCCA
Messenger RNA from Acanthaster planci (crown-of-thorns starfish), 7817 nucleotides. Its product is annotated as centrosomal protein POC5-like. The record is from RefSeq and is a predicted model, not a curated record. Lineage: Eukaryota; Metazoa; Echinodermata; Asteroidea; Valvatida; Acanthasteridae.